This is a messenger RNA of Adineta steineri, 1812 nucleotides long. The record is from the annotation of a GenBank genome assembly. NCBI's taxonomy places the organism in Eukaryota, Metazoa, Rotifera, Eurotatoria, Adinetida, Adinetidae.
AUGGAAGAAGUUGAUAGAAUUUUAAUACAAAGUUUACGUGAUAUUGGAUGUCAAAUAGAUGAUUCAAUUCAAAAUAUAAAUGAAUUUGAUGUAAACACUCUUUUUGGUUGUGUUUCACAAUGUCUUCAAUUAAUUACUGGUAAUAAAGAUUUACCCACACGUUUACCAGCAAAUAUAUCAACACGAUUUAAAAUUUGUGGUGAAUUAGCACAACUUUGUCAGUCUAAUGGUUAUAAAGGCGAUAUUGGAUAUCAAACAUUUCUUAGUAUAAAUGAAAGUGAAGCAAGAAAAUUACUUAAUUUUCUUAUUGAAAAAGUACCAAGAGAAAUUGCCGUUAGUAUUGCAUCUACAACACUUGAUCCUUGGGAAGUUCUUGAUCGAGUCUUAUCAAAUAAAAUUACAACUCAACUAGCUGAAUCAACAUGGGUACCACAUGAUCUUAUUACUAAUUUUUGUCAUAUUCCAUUUUAUCAUUCAGCUGCACCAUUUGCUCAUAAAUCAGGUUUCACACCAGUAUAUCAUAAUCAAGUUUCAUCUCUACAUGUUCCUCCAAUAAAUGGCAAGAAUAAAUUAUCAACUGAUUUAAAUUCAUACGUUUUCGAACAAGUUAAUUUUCGAAACUUAGCUGAUUCAUUAAUAUAUGAAAAUCAAGUAGCUUGUUGGCUAGAAAAACAACGUGAAUCUAGUUAUUUGAUUCCAGGUCAAUUAAUAACACAUGUAUUUUCAAAAGAUAUUUGUCAACAAAUUCAAGAAGGUGAUACUAUUGGUGCUAAAUAUGAAUAUAAUCGUAAUGAUAUGAAAAAGAAAGGUGACGAGUCUUUAUUAACACGAUCACGUUUUAUGCAUACAAAUAUUCAUGAUCAAGACACAAAUGGUUUAGAUGAAAAUCCUAGACGAAAUAUUGAUCAUACUGAAGAAUUAGAUACAUUAAAAGGAACUAUUAAUGAAAAUGAAGAACUUAUUCGUGAACUUGAAUUACAAUUACAGAAAUUAGAAGAAAGUAUUAAAAAAUACGAACGAUUUUCUGAUGAAAAACAAACAGAAAUUGAUGAGAUAAAUAAAAAUAUGACAGUAAAGAAACAAGCAGCUACGUUUUUAUUAUCAGUUGAUCCUGAAACCGAACGUUUACAGAAAGCUAUUGAUAAAUUAAAAACAAAAUUAACUACACUUGAAACUCAAUGGUCUGAUGCUCGUUCAAGUCUUGUUGAACAACGUGAUAAAUAUCUUCAAGCACUUAAUGAUCGUUCAGCAAAAUAUAACGAUAAAGUAUUACAAAUAAAUGAUAUGAAAUCUAAAGGACGAUUAAUAGCAAAUGAUAUAAAAGAUAAAGAUGAACAAUUAACUCAUCUUCAAAAUGAAUAUGAAAAACAUAAAUCAUCUAUAUCAAAAAAUGAUCAUUCAAGAUCAUUUUUUACAAAACAAAUACUUGAAAUAGUUACAAAUACAAAUAAACAAAAAGAAGAAAUCAAUAAAACAAUUAUUGAAACACGUAUUUUACAAAAAGAUUUAAAUCGAUUAACAGAAAAACUUGAACGAACAUUUCAAGUUACCGAUAGUCAAUUAUUUAAAGAUGCUAAAACAGAUGAAUGUGCACGACGUUCAUAUAAAAUGUUAGUUUCAUUUCAUUCGGAUUGUGAUUCUAUUUAUAAAAUUGUUGAAGAUAUUGGUGUUAUUAUACGUGAAGUUCGUGAAUUAGAAGAUCAAAUUGAAGUUGAAUCACAAAAAAAUAUGACGACGAAUUUAGAAACAUUAAUUGGUGAAUAUAAGAAAAUUCGUGAUGAAAAUACAGCUUUAAAAGGUGGAAAAAAAUAA